Messenger RNA from Cinclus cinclus, 1457 nucleotides. It is a transcript of the gene ARPC2, whose product is annotated as actin related protein 2/3 complex subunit 2. The transcript is spliced from 10 exons. Gene Ontology annotation, biological process: actin filament polymerization; Arp2/3 complex-mediated actin nucleation. Gene Ontology annotation, molecular function: actin filament binding; structural constituent of cytoskeleton. Bases 304 to 1041 code for a protein of 245 amino acids. Lineage: Eukaryota; Metazoa; Chordata; Aves; Passeriformes; Cinclidae. The record is from RefSeq and is a predicted model, not a curated record. Gene Ontology annotation, cellular component: Arp2/3 protein complex; actin cytoskeleton.
AUUAGCUGCAUAGGAAAUCUUCUGAAGCUUGAACUUCCCUGCUGCAGAGUGGUUCCUGUGAGCCGGGAGGAGCUGGGCUGAAGCUGCACCCGCCUGCUUUAUGGUAUUUCCCACCUGUGGUCACUUGAUGUUCGUGGGCUGCAGAGCUCUACCUUUCAGACACAGAGGAUGAGCACUGGCUGAAACCAGGCUGUUAGAACUUUGUGUUCAUGAAAUAAACCAGAGGCAGUAGAAGUAACAUUUGCAGACUUUGAUGGAGUCCUUUAUCAUAUUUCAAACCCCAAUGGAGACAAGACAAAAGUGAUGGUCAGUAUUUCUCUGAAGUUCUACAAGGAACUCCAGGAACACGGUGCUGAUGAGGUAUUGAAGAAAGUCUAUGGAAGCUACUUGGUAAAUCCUGAAUCAGGUUACAAUGUCUCUUUGCUCUACGACCUGGAGAACCUCCCUGCAGACAAGGAUGCCAUUGUGCACCAAGCCGGCAUGUUGAAACGCAACUGCUUUGCUUCAGUCUUUGAGAAGUAUUUCAAAUUCCAGGAAGAGGGCAAAGAAGGAGAAAAAAGAGCAGUCAUCCACUACAGGGAUGAUGAGACAAUGUAUGUUGAGGCAAAGAAGGACCGUGUCACGGUUGUGUUCAGCACGGUAUUUAAGGACGACGAUGAUGUGGUGAUUGGAAAGGUGUUUAUGCAGGAGUUCAAGGAGGGUCGCCGGGCCAGUCACACAGCCCCACAGGUACUGUUCAGCCACAGGGAGCCACCCUUGGAGCUGAAAGACACGGACGCAGCCGUUGGAGAUAAUAUUGGCUACAUCACUUUUGUGUUGUUCCCCCGUCAUACCAAUGCUGCAGCCAGAGACAACACCAUAAACCUGAUCCACACAUUCCGGGACUACCUGCACUAUCACAUCAAGUGCUCGAAGGCCUAUAUUCACACACGUAUGAGGGCGAAAACGUCAGAUUUCCUCAAGGUGCUCAACCGUGCCCGUCCAGAUGCAGAGAAGAAAGAAAUGAAAACAAUCACGGGGAAGACAUUCACAACCCGUUAACGCAGAGUCGCCGAGGCUGCCGUGAAGGACGAAGGUUGGGGCACUUGCUACCUGAUAAUCGUAGCUUUUAAUGUUGCACCUCUGUGGGCUCAUAAGGAAUUCAAGCAAUCGGGGUCUGUUUGUACGACAGUUGGGGGAGUAAUCUGCAGAAACGAGCUGUGCUUGCGAGGACUCGAUGGUUCCAAGAAACAAAACUUUAAUUCCAGUUUGAUUGACUUAAUUUCUUUUCUUUUUUAAUUUUUUUUUCUUUUCAAGCUGUUUCGCUUUGCAAUAUGUUACCGGAAGUAAGUUGCAGUAUUUCUUAUGAGAAUAAUGCAAUAUUAACUUGUUUUCUUCUGAGUAUUUGAGUUCAAAACUCCUGUAUCUGAAGAAAUACUGUUGGGGUUCAUUAAUAAAGAAGAUCUUUCUAUCUUAAA